Melanaphis sacchari is the source of this 2504-nucleotide messenger RNA. RefSeq names its product probable G-protein coupled receptor No18. The record is from RefSeq and is a predicted model, not a curated record. The transcript has 5 exons. NCBI's taxonomy places the organism in Eukaryota, Metazoa, Arthropoda, Insecta, Hemiptera, Aphididae. Gene Ontology annotation, cellular component: membrane. Gene Ontology annotation, molecular function: peptide binding; G protein-coupled receptor activity. Gene Ontology annotation, biological process: G protein-coupled receptor signaling pathway. The coding region runs from base 131 to 1645 and encodes 504 amino acids.
CAUACAACCACCGUGCGCGCCGGCAGUGUCGGUUGAAAAUCGCCCCGUAGUCACACGCGUGGCGACCCGAGAGCGAACUGUCUCCUCCGAUGAUGCGCCGCGUAAAAGAUUAAUCAAAAAUAAAGCAAUUAUGGAGAAGAUGUACUUCAACGAGUCGCAUUUACCAGACGAUGGGUUUUCGUCCAUAGCUACUUCACUGAUGACCGUUCACAUGGUGCUCGUGGCGAUCGUCGGCACGACUGCGAAUUUAUGCGUUUUUCUCGCCCUGUCCAUGAGCCAUAAGGUGUCCAACAACCUUUUGCUGCUCAACCUGUGCGUCGCCGACAGUAUGGUGUGCAUUAUUAGCGGGCCUUUGACGGUGCUCUCUUGGGAAUGGCCGGCACUUUCGUCGUACGCCAUCGUCAACGCUGUACAGUACAUACCGGUGGCGGCCAGCACGCUGAGCCUGAUGACGCAGUCGAUCGACCGCUACUCGUCCAUCAAACACCCGCGGCACAACAGGUUGCACCGGGACAAGCGCCCCGCGUACCUGGUGUCCGGCGCGUUGGCCGCGUGGACGGUGGCCGCGGUCGUGUCGGUGCCGCGGUACGCGUGGCCGGUCCACCGGCUGAUGGCCGACGCGCGGUGGACGCGGUACUACGAGACGUGUUACGUGGCCGUCGUGUUCGCCGUGCCGUGGGCCGCCGUGGCGUUCACCCAGCGGGCCGUCAGCAGGACGCUGUACAUCACGUCGCUGAAGGCGGCCGCGGCCCGCGGACAGUUGCCGCUGCCCAUGCCCAUAAUGACCGCCGAGUGCAAGCAAGUGAUCCUGGUGGCGUCCAUACAGAAGAACACCACUGUCCAGUCGAAGGUGACCAACAACGACGCGGCGGCGAUACAACAACCGCAACCGCAGCAACAGCCGCACGCGUCCCACCAGCAAGCGCAACAGGAACAGCAACAGCCGCACGCGGAACAGCAACAACAGCCGCAGCAGAGCGCCAACGCCAGCGCCCGGAGCCGAAAACGGUUGGCCAAAGUGCUGGUGGCGCUGGCCGGCGUGUUCGUCGCCUGUUGGCUGCCGUACGCGGCCGCGUUGCUGUACGCCAACUGGUUUUACUCGUCGUCGCCCCCGUCGGACGGCGACGGCGGCGACGGCGGCGCGCCGCCCGCCGUCCACCGGUUGGCCACCGUGGCCGCAAUGCUGCUGGGCCAUACCCAUUCGGCCGUCAACCCCGUGGCCUACUGGUGGCUCAACCGGCACACGUUGCGCGCCUGCCCGUGGUGCUGGUGUUCGCUGGGCGACCAGUCCGACGACGACCGCGACCACGGCGACCGCGACACCGGGUGCGGCGGGGCGUUGGGGUGCAUCGUCAGCGGGGCCGCGGCGGCGUUCGGCUGCGGCCGGGGCGACGGCAGUUGCGGCGGCAGCGGCGCCGCCGACUGCGGCGGGGGCGCGGGUUGCCGGCAGUCGCAAAACCACACGCCCACCAGGCUCAACCGGUUGCUGUUCCACCGACAGCCCAACAACCACCAGCGCAGCCGGCAACCGUCGUCCACCAACGAGGCGGCCCUGGGACCGUUCAACCCGCGGUUCGCCACCCCGAAGAAGCCACCCCAGCAGUUGCCCCCCGUCAAGAACCCCGUCAUGCUGUAUUACGCGUGAGGGUGCUUUUCCGCGCCCGUCGCAUCCGGUCCGGUGGCGCAUUUUUGGUAGCUGGGUAAGGGGGGGGCGGCGCCAAAUCGUAAGUCUCUUAAAAGGUGCGCCGCUCUAGAAAUCGAAAUCAUUUUCCAAUCCCGACGGUACGCCUCCGGCCGGAUUCGUAAAUACGCCUCCGAUUAGGCGUUUAGGUCCGCUAUACCUCGCCCGCCUACGCGACCACGCUCGCCCCGCGGAAACGAAAAACGGGGAAUCGCUAAGUCCUCGGGACUAGGGACGCGGACGAUCGAACGACGCACGUGUGUGUGCAUCCACACACACACACACAUACACACACGUUUUCGCGACACUUCGGCCUAACCGAGCGGCUAUCCGCGGGGGGUGCGACGGUACUCGUUUUCAGGUUCGUUUGUCGCGUGACCGAUGUGACCGUGUACCGUAAACCUAACGCGUUACAUCGUUUUAUAAUAUGACGUCAACACGACGGCUACGACUACGCGCACGCGGAAUUCGAAGGUCGUAAUCCGAUAACUUUGUCCGUCGUAUUUUUAGACAUAGGUACACGCUCCGGUACACACGCCGAUACCGUGUCGAGUGGCACGAAGUCUGCCGUCCGCGAGUCCUUUGUAAGAGUACGUCGCGAAUCCUGAUCGGCAAUAGUGUGUCCUAGGACAAUGCGUUUAUCGGGUCGUGUUUUUGUGCGUUUGUCCCGUGUUGUGGGCUCGGAAAAACGUUUCCGUUUCAUUAUUUCUGUCGCAAACAAACAAAACCACGCGACUUGUCUUGAUAUUCACAUCUUAACCACUAUAGUUCAUUGUAGACUUUUUAGCGUGAUAAUAAUACACAUAACUAUUAUUAACCGUAU